Molecule: messenger RNA, 471 nt
Organism: Entamoeba dispar SAW760
Lineage: Eukaryota; Evosea; Mastigamoebida; Endamoebidae
Exons: 1
Coding region: 1-471 (156 amino acids)
Source: RefSeq, a predicted model, not a curated record
AUGGAACAACUUCCUUUUUCUUUUAAUUCUAAAAAUGUUACAAUUUUAUUUGACUCUGAUGUGUUUGGAUUUUCAAAGAACUAUUUAUAUAAAUCAAUUUAUAAGAAAAAAAAAGUGUUCUUUUUAAUCUUUAUUGAAGAAAUGAAUCCAAUUGGAUUUUAUGUAGACACCUUAUUUUUCAAUGACUGGUUUCAUGUGGAUGAUUUUUCUAUUACUGAGUUUAUGGAUCAGUUUAAUUUUAUUUGCCAUUCUCAUAAACCCAUUUAUGAUACACUUAUUUUCAAUAAAAGAAAUAAGUUUAUCUUUGGAGUUCAUGGCCUUUUUGGAAUGAAAGUGACAAAGAAACUUAGUUCAAAUAUUAUAACUUGGGACAAUGAAAGAAAGAAGUCAGAAUAUCCAACAAUAGACUUCUUUAAGCCAACAACCAAAUACCCAGUUACUCGACUUCUAGUGUUAUUACAAAAUGAAUAA